AUGGGUUUUUGGUGGAUGUGGGUUCUGAAUCAUGAAGAAUCAAUCAAGGAAAAUUUUGAUAAUUCAGAUUGUCAUCGUCCUGAUAUUUCUUUUUUCUUUUUUUUUUGGCUUGCUAUGAAGUCCUUAAUCUUUUUGAUAUUGACAUUCUUCUUCUCCACUACCGGUUUUGUUUCAACUAUGAACUAUAAAGCGAAGGAAGAGACUAUUACAGCAGGAGAAAAGAUCGGCAAGCAGGUUUUGCUUACUAUAAAGAAUUCAAAUGGGGAUUUCAUUGAUUGUAUUGAUAAAAAUAAACAACCUGCUUUCGAUCACCCUCUCUUGAAGAAUCACCAGAUUCUGAGUACUAUGCCUAAGCAAUGGCAGAAAUCAAAGAAAAGUGUAUUGAAGAGUAGUACAAUUAACCAAACAUCUCAAAUUGGAUUAAGAAAUGGGAAUAAGAGGUGUCCAAAAGGCACUAUUCCUAUUGUAAGAACCAAUUUUGCCCCUAAAUCUCAUAAAAAACAACAUUUUUCAUAUCAUCAGCUUAAUGCACAUUACACUCAUGAGCAUGCAGUAGUCAGCUUUGACGCCCCAAAAGGGAUAUACAAGGCACACGCAAGAAUAAACGUAUGGCAACCAUCUGUCGAACGGGACGAUGAGUUCAGUCUUGCUCAAAUUUGGUUACUUGCAGGACCAAAAGAAGAGAGAAACAGCAUUGAAGUCGGAUGGCAUAAAGAUGGACACAAAACAGGAUGUUACAAUCUUCACAAUUGUCCAGGAUUUGUACAAAACAAUGAUGAUGAUGAUAUUGUGAUCGGAGGUCCACUUCCUAAAAUAUCAACUUACAAUGGUGAACAAUAUGAUAUCACUAUUCUUAUAACUCAGGAUCAAAAGGAUAAAGUAUGGCGAUUAAUUGUUAAUGAUGCAGAGGUGGGUUAUUGGCCGAACAGUAUCUUUACUCACUUAAACGGCCCAGCUACUCGUGUUGAAUGGGGUGGCGAGGUAAUCAAUAUGAACAUCGAUAACAUCCACACGUCAACACAUAUGGGGUCUGGCAAAUUUGCCAACAAGGGAUAUGGGCAGGCAGCCUAUUUUCAAAACCUAGAGGUUGCAACUAAGGAUAAUGGAAUUCUCAAAUCGGUUCCAUCCGGAAGCCUUACAACAGGCAUGACCAGGAAACAUUGCUAUAACAUCAUACCUUUUUAUAAGAAAGGGGAGGAAGGCACUGGGUUCCUUUUUGGAGGCCCAGGAUAUAACAUUCCCUUGUGUGUUAAUAAUACUAUGCAAUGA
Messenger RNA from Tripterygium wilfordii, 1269 nucleotides. RefSeq lists its product as uncharacterized. The transcript has 7 exons. The record is from RefSeq and is a predicted model, not a curated record. The coding region runs from base 1 to 1269 and encodes 422 amino acids. NCBI's taxonomy places the organism in Eukaryota, Viridiplantae, Streptophyta, Magnoliopsida, Celastrales, Celastraceae.